AUGGCUACUAACAUCACUUGGCACCCAAACUUGACUCACCAAGAACGUGCAGAAUUGAGAAAACAACAAGGUGUAACCGUCUGGUUGACUGGUUUAUCCGCAAGUGGGAAAUCAACCAUUGCUUGUGCUUUGGAACAGUCGAUAUUGAACCGCGGGUUGAACUCAUACAGAUUAGAUGGAGAUAAUGUCAGGUUCGGGUUGAACAAAGAUUUAGGAUUCAGCGAGCACGAUAGGAAUGAAAACAUUAGGAGAAUUAGUGAAGUUGCUAAAUUAUUUAGUGAUUCAUGUUGUGUUACCGUGACUUCAUUUAUAAGUCCUUACAGAGCUGAUAGAAACUUGGCCAGGGAAUUACAUGCCAAGGAUAACUUGCCAUUUGUCGAAGUUUACGUUGAUGUGCCUAUAGAAGUUGCCGAACAAAGAGAUCCAAAGGGGUUGUACAAAAAGGCUAGAGAAGGGAUUAUUAAAGAGUUUACUGGUAUCAGUGCUCCUUAUGAGGCACCGGAGAAGCCAGAGGUCCACGUCAAAAACCAUUCUGGUCUCACAGUUGAAGAAGCUGCUGAGCAAAUCAUUGAUUAUCUUUUGGAAAAGAAAUACAUCAACUAG
Lodderomyces theae is the source of this 603-nucleotide messenger RNA. RefSeq names its product adenylyl-sulfate kinase (gene MET14). The transcript has a single exon. Gene Ontology annotation, molecular function: adenylylsulfate kinase activity; ATP binding. The record is from RefSeq and is a predicted model, not a curated record. Lineage: Eukaryota; Fungi; Ascomycota; Pichiomycetes; Serinales; Debaryomycetaceae. The coding region runs from base 1 to 603 and encodes 200 amino acids. Gene Ontology annotation, biological process: sulfate assimilation.